ACUGAAGCCAUGGCACUGUUUCCAGCCUUCGCGGGAUUGUCAAGUGGAAAUUCAAGCAAUGAGAAGUCAUCUAAAGGGUUGGAUUGGCUGAGCAAUCAGAGUUUCAGCACGGAUGAUGCCCUUAAGCUUCAUCGCCAUGCCACUGAGAAGAGUGAGCUGGGGACGGAGGCCUCCGCAGAAAAGAGCCCUUCCGCUGUACAAAAUCUCAUCUAUAAAAAGGAGGAUGAGGAUGACAUCAAAUCGAAGAAAAGGACGAAGAAAGAAAAGAAGAAGAAACAGAAGAAGCACAGGAAGAGGAGCAGAGAGCCAUCGGACAGCAGUGGCUGCGAGUCGGACACCGUGUAUCCCAGUGACCUCUUGAAGCAAGCUUCAGACCGCUGCAGGCAGGAGGAGAUAGACUCGGCCCCCGGCUCCUUCGUCUGGCUGGACGACCUUCAGAGCCCCACCGAUCGGCCGUUCUGCAUCGACAGGAAAGCGGACCCCGCCAACUGGGAGUACAAGUCCCUGUACAGAGGAGACAUCGCCAGGUACAAGCGGAAGGGCAGCUCCGCCCUCGGCCUGGACCCGAAGACGCAGGGUGUGAGCUGGGCGGAGCCGGGCCCGGAGAAGAAGCGGGCGGACAGGAAGCCGGAGAGAUACUUCUCCCGCAGCGUCCGUCAGCAGCUCAGCUCCGCGGGCCGCCCGGCCCGGCCCGGCACCCCGGGACCCGGGAGGAGCCCGGCCGCCCCGCCCUUCAUCCCCGUCCCGCCCUGCGCGGAGGAGCAGGGGCAGGACGGCGUCCCUCAGGGCUCCUCUGCGGUCAACCCCCUGGGCGUGUACGACCCCUCCACCUCCCUGUGGCUGCAGGGCAAGGGCCUGCCGGAGCAGGAGGCGCCCCCGGGGACCGCUGGGGACGGUGGCGUCACCUCCCAGCUGGCCGCCCGCGUGGAGGACUACAACAGGAGGCUGCGGGAGAACCCGGCCGACACGCCCACCUGGCUGGAAUUCGUCCGCUUCCAGGACGAGCUGACGAGCGCUCCCGGCCCCUUCGCAGGGGCGGAGGGCGAGGCGGAGCGGCGCAGGCGCUCGCUGAGGACGACUCUGGAGAAGAAGGUGUCCAUCCUGGACCGGGCCCUGGAGAGCAACCCGGCCAGCGUGGAGCUGAAGCUGGCCCGGCUGCAGCUCUGCCGGGAGCUGUGGGAGCCGGCCGCCCUGCUCAAGGAGUGGAAGAAGCUGGUCUUCCUGCACCCCAACGACGCCCGUCUCUGGAGGAGGUACCUGCUCUUCACCCAGAGCCAGUUCAGCACCUUUGCCAUGCCCAAGGUCAACGCCGUCUACGGGAAGUGCCUGACCACGCUGGGCUCGGUCCGGGACGGCUCCAUGCUGUCCCACCCGGCCCAGCCCGGCACCGAGGAGGCCAUGCUGGCCAUCUUCCUGCAGCAGUGUCACUUCCUGCGGCAGACGGGCCACUCGGAGAAGGCCAUCGCCCUCUUCCAGGCCGUGCUGGACUUCACCUUCUUCAAGCCUGACAGCGUGAAGGAGCUCCCCACCAGACAGCAAGUGGAGUUCUUUGAGCCGUUCUGGGACAGCGGGGAACCCCGAGUGGGAGAGAAAGGGGCGCGUGGGUGGAAGGCCUGGAUGCACCAGCAGGAGAGAGGGGGCUGGAUCAUCCCCAAUGACCCAGAUGAUGAUGACGAUGAUGAGGAGGAAGACGCUUCUGAAGUGAAGGAUAAGACCUGGCCCAAGUGGCGAAUCUGGCUGGACGUGGAAGCGUCCCGCGAGAGCAAUCAUUGGUUGCCUUGGAGGCCGGACAAAACCAAAGGCCAAUCGGAAGAGGACUGCGAGGAUCCUGACAGACAGGUCCUGUUUGAUGACAUUGGGCCUUCCAUGAUCCGGCUGUCCACACCAGAGCUCAGGUUCCAGCUGGUCUGCUCCUUCCUUCAGUUCCUGGGUCUCCCAGGCGACUGCUGCUACGGCGAUCCAUCCUGGAGCAUCCUGCUGGACGACCUGUCUCUCCUGGAGGAGGGCCUGGAAACGGAUAGGCCCCUCACCUCCGCACACCUCCAGUACGCCGGGGUCAGCCCCGUGGGUCACAUGACCACCCUGCGCAGCACCAGGAAAACGACGGGUCUGUGCAAGCAGGGGGAGGAGUUUGUGCACCAUGUCCUCCAGCAGAUCUCCCCUCUGUGCUCCGCGAAGGAGAAGUCGCUGCUCUCCCUCUACUGGAUGCAGUAUGAGAAGCUGAAGGUGUUGAGGUGUGUCCAGAGCAGAAACAAGAAGCGAAUACGAUCCCAGGGGAAGAGGAGCAAAAGACUGGCCAAGAGGCUGCUGAAGGAGGCGGAGAACCGCAACAGCCUGGCUCUCUGGAGAGAGUACGCCCACCUGGAGUGGCUGCUGGGGAACCUGGAGGAGGCCAGGAAGGUGUUCGACACGGCUUUGGCUCUGGGCAUCACCCGGGGCUUGCAGGACUCCACAUUGUGUGACCUUGGGCUGCUCUACGCCCAGCUGGAGGUGGAGGAGGCGCGAGGGGCGACCCCCUGCACCUCCUCCGCAGCGGUCCAUGUCCUGACCAAACUGGCUGAGGGCGGGGCGUACUCCCCCUUCACCGGCCAGGUGCUCCCAGUCGCCAUCCUGAAGGCCCGGAAGUCCUAUGAGCAGGCCUUCCAAAUCGCCACAGCAGGGGUAGACCAAAGCACAGCUUCUGGACUCAAAGGGAAGAGUAACCGUGUAGUGGAGUUGGCCGGGUGUUUUGCCCUCUUCCAGUACUUGACGGUGGGAAUCGAAGCUUCCAAAAAGGUGUACAGCCAGGCCACAGAGAGGCUAGAGGGAUCCCGGACGAGCUCCCAGGGGGAGGCGGCCGCUGAGGCCAGCGCCUGGGACCCGCCCUCCGAGCUGGAGUCCCUGGCCCUCAUGCAGGCCGCACUGCUGCAGCACCACACCAGCACCGCCGUCUACCCCCUGGGCCGCCUCCGACAGACCCUCACCGCCGCCCUCUCCCGCUUCCCCAGGAACCGGCGCCUGUGGCAGCUUUACCUGCAGGUGGAGAACAAGCACCACAGCGCCGGCCGAGCCCGACGCUUCUUCCACGGCGUCACCAAGAGCAGCCAGAGCAUCGUCUCGCGACUGUUCGCCAUCUUCGCCGAACAGAAGCGGAAGGCGCUGGUCGAUGCAGUGCAGAGGGCUGAUCAUUAUGGGGAGGUUUUCACCACCAUGCCGGAGAAUGGCCUGAGCAACAGGAUCCGAGCUCUGUUCGAGAACGCUGUCGCCUCUGAACACGGGGUUCACUGUCCCCUUCUGUGGAGGAUGUAUCUCACCUUCCUGGUGUCAGAGGGGAACUCGGAGAGGGGCAGAGGGAUCUUCUAUAAAGCACUCCAAGAGGUUCCCUGGGCAAAGGGUCUGUACAUGGACGCGGUGCAGCUCUUCCCCGACCGCGUGCAGGAGUUCCUGGACCUGAUGACUGAGAAGGAGCUGAGACUGCGUGUGCCCAUGGAGGAGGUGGACAUCUUGCUGGAGGACUGAGCCCGGA
Molecule: messenger RNA, 3505 nt
Organism: Megalops cyprinoides (Indo-Pacific tarpon)
Lineage: Eukaryota; Metazoa; Chordata; Actinopteri; Elopiformes; Megalopidae
Gene: nrde2
Product: NRDE-2, necessary for RNA interference, domain containing
Exons: 14
Coding region: 10-3498 (1162 amino acids)
Biological process (GO): regulatory ncRNA-mediated post-transcriptional gene silencing; negative regulation of RNA catabolic process; RNA processing
Cellular component (GO): catalytic step 2 spliceosome
Molecular function (GO): protein binding
Source: RefSeq, a predicted model, not a curated record